Molecule: messenger RNA, 3837 nt
Organism: Aspergillus pseudoviridinutans
Lineage: Eukaryota; Fungi; Ascomycota; Eurotiomycetes; Eurotiales; Aspergillaceae
Product: ankyrin repeat and protein kinase domain-containing protein
Exons: 3
Coding region: 1-3837 (1278 amino acids)
Biological process (GO): protein phosphorylation
Molecular function (GO): protein binding; ATP binding; protein kinase activity
Source: RefSeq, a predicted model, not a curated record
AUGACCGACCUCUCUUCCUAUGACGAAAUCCUUAAUUCCCUAGAGGAAGACAGCUACUACGCCAUCAACAGCAGCGAUCUCUCUCCUUCGAUCCAAGCCUGGUCCCACUCCACAGACAGCAAUGAGCCCGACCUUAGCGGCCUCAACCUCUCGUCCGCCUCAUCAUCAUGGGUCGACCCCCUAGAAUCCGCCAUAACAGCCACCCGCAACGGCUCCUCGCCAGUCCUCAGCACCCUCUCCCAAUUCACCGCCCUCCUCGCCCAAACAGGAAUCCACGGCCCCCGCAUCUUAAAAGCCUUCAACCUGUCCACCCGAGGAACCAAAAUCGGCGCAGGCAACCAGUUCACCGUCUUCACCGACCCCAUCUACGAAGGCCAAGUCAUCAAGCGCGUCAUUGUCCCGCUGCCCAGUAAAGCUGAGCAGCGCUUCGCAGCUAGCAAAGAGUACCGCCUCCAGCUGCGCACACUGGGACUCGAGGUUCUCUCGCUAUGUAAUCCCGUGCUUCGCGCACACCCCAACAUCACCAGUCUUCUAGCGUGGGGGUUCGAUUUCCCCUUUGCGGAUAUGGCGGUGCCGGUGCUAUUCAUGGAGGCUGCAAUGAUGCCUUUAUCCGAUUUUCUGGGCACGGAGAAGCGCGCCGUGGAGGUGCGGUAUCAGCUCUCGCUGGAUGUCGCGAAUGGGCUGGAGUCGCUGCAUCAUCUGAGGAUCGUGCAUGGGGACGUGAAGCCGGAAAAUGUGCUUGUGUUUGCGGGUCCGAGUGAGCGCGUGCCCUUCCGGGCGAAGUUGAGUGAUUUUGGGGUCUGUGUGGAUUUGGAGGCGCCCGAUGCGAAGUUCACGUUGAGUGAUUACCGGGGCACGCAGGCGUGGCUGGCGCCGGAGGUGGAGGAUGGGGAUCUGGGGAGGUUUGGGGGGUUUUCGUCGGAGUUGAUGUUUAGAUUUGACGCGUACAGCUUUGGGUUGGUGCUGCUGUCUAUCUUUACGGGGAACGGCGAGGCGCCUAUUCUGGAUGAGAAUCCGGAGAAUGUUCCUGGUCAACUUUUUGAGCUGCUCUAUAGCCAGGAGGAUAUUCCGUCUAAUAUACGCGGGGAGCUGCGCAAAGCGAUAUCAAAGCUCCUGUCCGAAGAUCCGCGGAAGCGCCCACUUCCUGGUCCGGGUUUGAUCAAAACUGACAGCCCUACAUACGCUGCUUGGCUCUCCUCUAUCCAAUUGACACCUACAAACAAGCACGUCGGGAUCAUUGACCCGAUCUAUAAUAAGGGUCCCUUGUUCUGGUACCGGCUUGAUGAAACCGUCCGGACAGAGCUGGAAGAGCAAUAUGCCCUGAUGAAAGAGGGCAACGCGCCGCCCUUCCCCGGCGAUGUGUUGUUUGGGCUGGCACAGACGGUUACCGGCGCGAAGCCCUCGUACCUCGAUCGGUUGCUAAMGUAUCUAACCGAGGCAGCCAGGGCGGGAUACUCACCUGCAAGGGCGGUAUAUGCGCAGAUCAUGGCGGCGCAUAGUCAAAAUCCGGAGUUUGCGGACGAUGUGUUGGAGGAGUGGAUGUUGCAGGCGAUUUCUGAGGGGUAUUUCUUUGCAAGUCCUAGUUGCUCGAAGGAGAAGAUCGACGAAGCACAUGAACGGUUCAGGGCCAAUGGAGGGUUCUGUUCAGAUCCAUUUCUCGGGAAGAAAGAUGUUGUCGAGGCUGCGAGGGACAGGGACAGAGCGCUGAAAUGGGAGAGGAAGAAUGGAAGUAUUGUUGAUCGGCAAGGAAAUACGAUCCUACACGCUGCGGCUGCAUUGGGAGCUAUUCAUGCCGUUCAGGGAUUACUAGAUGAGGGCCAAGUCUCCGUCAACGUGGAGAAUGAGAAGGGAGAGACGCCGCUAUACAAAGCAUUCCAAGCUGGUCAUGCGAAAAUAAUUGAAUUAUUGCUUGACAAGGGCGCCGACGCCUCCACUGUGACUCUGCAGGAGAAGGUUAGUCCGAUGCACUGGCUGUUUAUGAUUCCGGGCUCUUCUAUUGUUGGAAUCGCGAGGAGAAUGAUCGAGGGAGGCGCGAAUAUCAACGCAACCAUCGAGCCUGUUGUCAAGGAGAACAGUGGUGGAUUCCCAGAAAAGAUCCAGAUUAUUCACUAUCCCUUCGAGCUCCCCCACGGCACACCUCUGCACUGGGCUUGCCUCUUCCGCAACAUGACAGCCGUCGAAGCCCUGCUUUCUCUUGGUGCCAAUGUCAACGCAAGCUAUCAUGCCUCAGAUACAUCCACCACUCCCCUUUUCUUGACCGCGUACUUUGGUGAACCAUCUCUAGCCAGGUACCUGAUAUCUCAGGGUGCCGAUGCCAGCCGGGUGGACUCCAUGGGGCGCAACACGCUGCAUGGGAUAACCAAGUACUUUCCCGAGCGACAUGGCUAUCUUCCUCACCAUUGGCAUUACUGGAUCCGCCACGGCAGCUUGGAGCAACAUCUGGCCCGAAUGACGGAAUUGGUCAGGAUACUCGUGGACGCAGGUGCAGAUAUCAAUGCCAAAGACAAGGGAUAUCCACCACUGACUCCCCUCGCGGCGGCUGCCGAUCUAGGAGUCUGGGACGGAGGGGUAAUCUGUGCACUGAUAGAUGCAGGGGCAGACUUGAGUGAAUCUGUCUUGUCGGCAGGAGAUACAGUUCUACACUCGUGGGCAUCCAUAGUUGGACCACGUCUAGCUUAUCCCGAAUCCUACCUGUCGACGAUGAAGAAAAUCGUCAACGCCAUGCCGGAUAUUGACAUCCCAAACAUGUUUGAAAAGGAUACUCCACUGCAUUCGUUAGCCACCAUCUACCACCCCGAGGAGGAAUUUGAAGCCGCAUGCGAGAUUUUCCUCGUCCACUCUCCUCCAGCAGACAUCAACGCAAAGACCCGUCGCGGCGCGACUCCGUUGACCAUCGCCCUCGAGACGGAUCUUGACCCGUCACGACGAGGCCUCUUCCUCCUGAGCAAGGGAGCCGACACGCUUGUCCUCAACGACCGGGGAAGGGACAUCUUCUUCUCGAUCGUCAGAAACACCGCCCUUACGGACCAGGCCUCGCAUGACCUGAUCCGAACAUUCCUCCGUCAUCUGAACCCUGAUAUCCAGCAAGCAUAUACAAAACACUAUCUACCCAAUGCCAACAGCUACGAAACCCUUUUCGCGGCCGCAGAACGCGGAAAACCACUCACACUAACCCUUCUCCUCUCCCUGGGCCUAGCCACUCGUAUCAACGAACUCGAGCAGAGUAAAACCCCACCAUGGACAGUCUUAGAUCAAGCCCUUCACUGGGCAGAGAUCAGCCGCCGCGCACACAUGCGCCGACUGGCGGACCACAAGUCCGGAGCUAGUAGGAACAAAGCUCUCGAGCAGAACCUCGUGUAUGAUGAAUCGCAGGGUCCGCCCGCUCGAGCUGCGGAGGCCUACCGGAGCUUUCCCGCGGUGAUCCGCGUUCUGAGAGAUGCGGGAGGGAAGCGAGCGUGCGAGUUGGAAGGUGAUUCGAGCACAGGGGAGUAUAUCGAGCAGCCUUGGGAGUGGGAUUUUACCGAGAUAUACCACUAUGGAUUUACGCCGAGAACGCAGCCGAAUUUGGAACAGUGGAAUGGGCUGUAUGGGAUGGCGAGAUAUUCUGAGCGGUGGCAAAAGGACAGGCUGAAUGCUUGGAAGGAGGAGUACGAAGAAGGAAGGUGGAGGCCGGAUGUUAGAAUGCUGGAGGAGGAGGAGCAAUCAUUUGUGAAGCAGCUAGUCCGUUGUCUGGCAGGAGAGGGGAGGGUCACGCUGGAGGCUGUAGAUGGCCAGAAAAGGCAAUGGCAGGUCGAGAUGGAGGGGGGGAAGAUUGUGAAUAGACAGAUCAAGAGGUGA